UAACAAUGGUCAAAUUGCGUUCACAACGAGAGAUGGUUCCCGAUACGGCAUGCUGGGUGGAGAAUAUACCAACCUCGCUACCAAUACUUCUUCAGCGGUGUUUGGAGCGUCUCAGCGUGUCACAUGGGGAGCUAUUUGGAAAUUAUGUAGUCUCAUGCCCACCUUCGCCGCGAUGUGUCACUAUUCUGAAGCCAUUACGCAGGGUGCUCAAAAAGCAAGAGGAAGAUGAUGUGGAUAGUGAGACCGAAUCCUGGGAAGAGGAGACGGUCAUUUUGCCAUUAAAGCGACAAACAAAACCCAUUCCACACUUCAAUGCCCUCCGACGUCUUAUGGAAUGCGAGCUUCUUGGCAGGUGCAAUACUAUUGACUAUGCCACUUCUAUCCAGCGGGACUGCAGCGGUCUCUCGGUGCUGCAAAGACAUGCGUACGACUGUUAUAAAUCAUUGGUGCUAAAUCUGAUGCACAUUGCCUUUUUGGAAUUAUAUUACCGUGAAAGGUUACCUGCGGUUGUGGCAACGUUCCCCGAGUACAUGUACCGCUUCCACAGGGAAGUAUUUGGUUGGCUAUCGGCACCACAUCUCUUUUCCCGCACGGCUCUUCGAGUCUUGGGCGGGGAUGCACCUCUGCUCCCUAUUCUCUGUGAGAGAAAAGUGAUGGAAACAGAACGCGUACUACUCACGGGGGGUUCUAGAAGAGGAAGCACUUUUGAGUUCUCACCCCGGUACCAAUCUGAAAAACAGGAAUUACCCUCUCAAGAUGAUCAAAGUUCACAAGAGAUGAGCCUGCCGGUCCUCUCAAUGGCGUUGGGAGGAUUUGCUAGUGAGUGGACUUGCCAGGGUGUGCACGCAACACCGGCCUUCCCUACAGAGGCCGUAUGGGAAAUGACCUUACGUGAAGUAUCCCUCACCUCUCAAGAAGGUAAGGUGGCAUGGUGGAGCCUUCCGCCUUAUCCUGCCGCUUAUCUCAACGGGGAGGCGUUGGUGCUGGUUCCGCGGCACGAGCUGCAGGAAGUACAUGGUCGACCUCGGUUUGACGAUUAUGUCGUCCCCAUUGAAGAGGCGACAAAGGAGUCUCCGGUUCUUCCGCAAACCUUAUUUGACAACGUGGCGGUGGAAACUUCACGUGUGGAGCGUUCCCGAUGCGGCUACAGUGGAGUAAUUGAUGGUCUCUCCAUAACCAAUUUUGAGGAAAAGGUUCCUGUAGAGGCCAUGACACGUGAAGAUCCACCCGUAUUGGAUGAGGUAUCGUGUUUUUCCACUUUUGGUCUCUCACUUCGGGGGGAGGACUUUCAUCUGGCGCGCCUGAUUAACCGAGAGAGAAAACUUCACCCCUUGGGAAAUUUAAAGCUGUACUCAACAGUGAAUCUGGCAGGUCCAUACGGGAUCCCCAUGGCUCAUGCUAGCCAACAACCGUUUGUGUUGGCCCAACAAAGUGAUAUACGAAAGCUAGAUGAGUCUUUCUUGCAUGAAAGUAUUUACUUGGCUGGUGUAUCGGGCUCCAUAAGUCGAUCAAAUCGACGCUUUCGCUCGCGGCAACGUGGGUCGUGGUGCAAAACACUAGAAGCCGUCAAGAAAAAUUUUUCCUCCUCUGAGAGGCUUCAAGCUUCAUGGGAAACCUCCAAAUACGCUCUAUCCAAAAGAAACUUUCUGGUCUCUCCAGAAGUUAUCAAUAGGCCCCGCCGUGAAGCCCCGACAAACCCCAAUUCUUUAAUUGAGGUAGAAACUGUGGAUGUUAUGGCGCGCAGGCUGGCCCAGCGUGUGCUUAAGGGAAUGGAUUUUGUGCAUGAAAGACCCUGGAUUACACCUGUGUGCGGCCGGGCGUGGCUGUUGGUGUUUGAGCAGUUUGCCUCCAAAUGUUAUUCUCAAAUAUGUGAAGGGUAUUCCAUCGUCAUUUCGAUGGGCGAUCCAUUUCAGGUGAUGCUCUUUAACGCUGUCUGUCUGCUAAAAUAUGCCAGGCAGUCAAAGGGGAGGAAUUCAGAUGAAGCCAUUGAAUCUUCGAUUUUUGGUGCUUCUUUACAUGAUCAUGCGACUUCGCCUUCUUUCUCCCUUUUGUCGGGCGAAACGGCCUCAUGCCUCGCGUUCAUGGAUGGAUUCUACGAGUGCGUGAGUGGACUCCUGAAGCAAAGCGAUGUCUCCGUCCCGGAGGUGGUGUAUGUGGUGCAUAAAAUUAUGCAUGAAAAUUCUCCGGGUGGCAUGAUGUUCUUGAAUGAAAUUCCUGCGCUCAUGAAGAGUGCAGAGCGGGAGACGGAUCCCCGCCUGUUGGUGGAUGGCAUACUUGCCAUUGUGCAGCGUAUUGAACUGUAUUGCUGGUUGGUUCUCUUCCAGGCAUUUUUGGCGUCACUUGCGGCAGAAGGUGUCGUUGACGAACGAGGCGAUGUGGUACUUUCUUCCUUCUCCGCGUUUGUUGAUGACACUGCCCUUAUGACAUGGAUGGAGCAAUUUGACCCAUGGAAAAACACCCCGGGGAAGUCUCCUGAUCCGUUUCACCUGCGCUACAGCAAUGGAUUGCGCCGCUGGGAUGAUCGCAACUACAUCUUCUCUGGUGCCCUUUGA
Molecule: messenger RNA, 2552 nt
Organism: Trypanosoma cruzi
Lineage: Eukaryota; Euglenozoa; Kinetoplastea; Trypanosomatida; Trypanosomatidae
Exons: 1
Source: RefSeq, a predicted model, not a curated record